CACCAUUAAAGCAGGCUUCUCUUCUCCACCAGUGUCUAUCAUUUUCCCAGGAAAAUCAGAAAAAAAAGGGGGAUUUCCAAAUAUAUCGGAGAAGAAAAGAAAAUGAGUCAACUCGGAGUACUGAGUGCACUCGACAUCGCGAAAACCCAAUGGUACCAUUUCACGGCGAUCAUCAUCGCCGGAAUGGGGUUCUUCACCGACGCCUACGAUCUCUUCUGCAUCUCCAUCGUCACCAAACUCCUCGGCCGUAUCUAUUACCACGUCGAGGAUUCCCCCAGGCCCGGCUCCCUCCCUCCCAACAUCGCCGCCGCCGUCAACGGCGUCGCCCUCUGCGGCACCCUCGCCGGCCAGCUCUUCUUCGGCUGGCUCGGCGACAAGCUCGGCCGGAAAAAGGUGUACGGCAUCACCCUCAUUCUCAUGGUCAUCUGCUCCCUCGCCUCCGGCCUCUCCUUCGGCGACUCCCCAAAAGGCGUCAUCGCCACUCUCUGCUUCUUCCGCUUCUGGCUUGGCUUCGGCAUCGGCGGCGACUACCCUCUCUCCGCCACCAUCAUGUCGGAGUACGCCAAUAAGAAGACCCGCGGGGCCUUCAUCGCCGCCGUCUUCGCGAUGCAGGGCUUCGGAAUCCUCGCCGGAGGGAUUGUUUCGCUGAUCGUCUCCGCCGCGUUCAACAACAGAUUCCCGGCUCCGCCGUAUUCCGAAAGUCGCUCCGGUUCCACCGUGCCGGAGGCUGACUACGUCUGGCGAAUCGUUUUGAUGUUCGGCGCAAUCCCGGCCGCGAUGACGUAUUACUGGCGGAUGAAAAUGCCGGAGACGGCCAGGUACACAGCGCUCGUCGCGAGGAACGCAAAGCAAGCUGCGGCCGACAUGUCGAAAGUCCUCCAGGUCCAGCUCGAGGCAGAAGAAGAGAAAGUGGAGAAAAUCGCGACCCAAUCAAGCCAUGGAUUCGGUUUAUUCUCAACGGAGUUCGCCCGACGCCAUGGGGCCCACCUAGUGGGGACCACGACCACGUGGUUUCUCCUGGACAUCGCCUUCUACAGCCAGAACCUGUUCCAGAAGGACAUUUUCACGGCGAUCGAGUGGCUGCCGCCGCCGCCCACCAUGAGCGCCCUCGAGGAAUGCUUCAAGAUCGCCCGCGCCCAGACUCUGAUCGCCCUCUGCGGCACCGUCCCCGGCUACUGGUUCACCGUCGCCUUCAUCGACUACAUCGGCAGAUUCCUCAUCCAGCUGAUGGGAUUCCUCAUGAUGACCGUCUUCAUGUUCGCCCUCGCUUUCCCCUACUAUCACUGGAAGGAGAAGCCCCACCGGAUCGGCUUCGUCGUCAUGUACUCCCUCACCUUCUUCUUCGCCAACUUCGGCCCCAACUCCACCACCUUCAUCGUGCCGGCGGAGAUUUUCCCGGCCAGGCUCAGGUCCACCUGCCAUGGAAUAUCGGCGGCGUCCGGCAAGGCGGGGGCGAUAGUGGGGGCGUUCGGGUUCUUGUACGCGGCGCAGAGCAAGGAUCCGAACUUGACGGAUCCGGGUUACCCGACGGGGAUUGGGGUGAAGAAUUCGUUGAUUGUUCUCGGGUGUGUGAAUUUCUUGGGGGCGCUGUUCACUCUGCUGGUGCCGGAGCCGAAAGGGAAGUCGCUGGAGGAGCUCAGUGGGGAGAAUGAAGGUGACGACAAUGCCGGAGGGCUGCAGGUCAACAGGACGAUGCCUGUCUCUGUCUGAAUCUGGGGACUCUAAAUCUGUACGUACAUACAGUACCAACUUACAUGCAACAAUCACCUAGUAAUAUAAUAUUUCAAGAAUCAAGACUUAGAUAUUUGAAUCUACGAAUUUUACAAAUUUCAUUC
Molecule: messenger RNA, 1835 nt
Organism: Momordica charantia (bitter melon)
Lineage: Eukaryota; Viridiplantae; Streptophyta; Magnoliopsida; Cucurbitales; Cucurbitaceae
Product: low affinity inorganic phosphate transporter 1
Biological process (GO): transmembrane transport; phosphate ion transport
Cellular component (GO): membrane
Molecular function (GO): phosphate transmembrane transporter activity
Source: RefSeq, a predicted model, not a curated record